UGACGUCACUGUUCGAACACUAUAAAAGGCUCAGCAGCACGAAAAACUUCAGUCGUCAACGGAUCUUCGCAGCGACAAGAUGUGUGCAGUUCGAGGGAUACUAGGAGGAGCCAGCAUUGCAGCUCUAGCUAUAGCAGCCGGUGGAUCGCUUUACUACCUGUACCGAUCCAGAACACAGAAGCCGACGACAACGGAGGAGACUACGGUCACUCCAGUGGAAGGAGACCCGGAAACGGUGGAGGAGAGGCAGGCUGAGCCGAUGGUUGAACCUGUACUCUCCGAGACUGUGAUGGAGUUGGUAGAGGAAGAUGGAGGAGUUGACUGCCCCAAGGAAGAAGAUCAGGUCACUCUCAUUAUGGAUGAGGCACCAGAAGCUCUCAGCCUGCUACAGGUCACUGACUUAACAGAGUCAGAGGAAUCUGAGGUGACCCUUAAUACAGAGCUUUGUGAGAGUGUGGUGGAAACACUGGUGGAAGAUGGAGGAGUUGACUGCCCACAAGAGGAAGAUCAGACCACUCUCAUCAUGGAUGAGGCACCAGAAGCUCUCAGCCUGCUACAGGUCACUGACUUAACAAAGUCAGAGGAAGCUGAGGUGACCCUUAAUACAGAGCUUUGUGAGAGUGUGGUGGAAACACUGGUGGAAGAUGGAGGAGUUGACUGCCCACAAGAGGAAGAUCAGGCCACUCUCAUCAUGGAUGGGGCAUUAGAAGCUGCCAGCCUGCUACAGGUCACUGAGUUAACAGAGUCAGAGGAAGCUGAGGUGACCCUUAAUACAGAGCUUUGUGAGAGUGUGGUGGAAACACUGGUGGAAGAUGGAGGAGUUGACUGCCCACAAGAGGAAGAUCAGGCCACUCUCAUCAUGGAUGGGGCAUUAGAAGCUGCCAGCCUGCUACAGGUCACUGAGUUAACAGAGUCAGAGGAAGCUGAGGUGACCCUUAAUACAGAGCUUUGUGAGAGUGUGGUGGAAACACUGGAGGAAGAUGGAGGAGUUGACUGCCCACAAGAGGAAGAUCAGACCACUUUCAUCAUGGAUGAGGCACCAGAAGCUCCCAGCCUGCUACUGGGCACUCACCCAGCAGAGACUAAGGAAGCCGAGACGGAGGCUGAAUGCAGACCCGAAGCUGAAUACAAAAAGAAGCAGAAGAUACGAGGGAGACGAGGAAGAUCACGAAAACUACGAAGACUAGGAAGACUACGAAGACGAGGAAGACUAGGAAAACGAGGAAGGAGGCUGUAUAAGUAGGACAGUGUAGGAUUAAGUGGUUUUGUGUCAACGCAAAUUAGAAAUAAAUCUGCAUAAA
Molecule: messenger RNA, 1301 nt
Organism: Astyanax mexicanus (Mexican tetra)
Lineage: Eukaryota; Metazoa; Chordata; Actinopteri; Characiformes; Acestrorhamphidae
Exons: 2
Coding region: 80-1243 (387 amino acids)
Source: RefSeq, a predicted model, not a curated record